Molecule: messenger RNA, 579 nt
Organism: Gongylonema pulchrum
Lineage: Eukaryota; Metazoa; Nematoda; Chromadorea; Rhabditida; Gongylonematidae
Source: the annotation of a GenBank genome assembly
AUGUCAGAUUUUGGCAAGAGAUCAGUUGCGUUAUUACGAUGCUCCAUUCUGUCUUGCAUUUUAAUUGAUCUGGUUGCUGGAUUAGCCUAUAAUUCAUUCAAUGGCAAUGUUGCUGGCGACGGGUCGUUCAACAAUAACGCCAACAGUAUGAGCAGCGGCGGUGGUGGUCUGCCUUGGGGUGGCGGUGGUGGUGGUGGAUAUCUGCCUUUUUACGGCGGUGGUGGAGGUGGAUAUACGCCUUACUAUGGCAGUGGAGGUGUAUCAGCAGGCGGCGGGGGUGAGCCAUCAGGUGGUGGUGCUUCGUUCAACAAUAACGCCAACAGUAUGAGCAGCGGCGGUGGUGGUCUGUCUUGGGGUGGCGGUGGUGGUGGUGGAUAUUUGCCUUUUUACGGCGGUGGUGGAGGUGGAUAUACGCCUUACUACGGCGGUGGCGGUAUAUCAGCAGGCGGCGGGGGUGAACCGUCAGGUGGUGGUGCUGUAAAUUCAUUUAACGCCAAUGAAGUUGGAAGCGGGGUUUGUUUUAUUGUUCAUAAAAUAUUACAUUUAUUGUGCGUUUUGUACUGUGUAACAGCAGGAUAA